AUGGCUCUAGUCACCUCUCCAUUAACCAAUUUUAAGCCAUACCCUUUUUUGCCUAUUAGCCGGGCGAAAGCGUCUUACAAGAAAGCAUCGUACAUAUCGUCUACAGUUCUGAAUUCUGAUCAGUGUAACCCUAAAUCGUUUAAAACCAUCUCCAAACGGAAAAUAUCAAGUCUUUUCGCUGUUUCAAACAAGAAAAGCCGCAAUGGAGCUGUUCUGGCAAUGGCGGAUGGUUCAGUUUUUGAAUCAGGACCAGAGCAAAAGAAUCGUAGGAGAAUUCUGUUAUCAGACGUGGUGGUGACGAGAGGAAGGAGCGUGUUUUGGGGGAGGAAAUGGAACUCACUGGAUAUAGGCACUGCUGGUGUUGUUUUAUCAAUGCAUUUGCUUAGUUUGUUCGCUCCCUUUUAUUUCAGCUGGAGUGCAUUUUGGGUUGCUUUUGGACUCUAUGUUGUUACAGGACUUUUGGGUAUUACUCUUUCUUUUCAUAGGAAUCUUUCGCACAGGAGCUUCAAGCUUCCCAAAUGGCUUGAGUACCUUUUUGCAUAUUGUGGUGUUCAAGCACUUCAGGGGAACCCCAUUGAUUGGGUUAGCACACAUAGGUACCACCAUCAGUUUUGUGAUUCUGAGAGAGACCCUCAUAGCCCCCUUGAAGGGUUUUGGUAUAGUCAUAUGAGUUGGCUCUUUGAUACCAAUUCUGUUAUUGAAAGGUGUGGAGAUCCAAGCAAUGUUGGGGAUUUGCAGAAGCAACCCUUCUACAAGUUCAUCCAAAAAACAUACAUUCUUCAUCCCAUUGCCUUUGGAGUUCUGCUAUAUGCAGUAGGAGGAUUUCCCUUCUUAGUCUGGGGGAUGGGAGUGAGGAUUAUAUGGGUUUUCCACAUCACUUGGCUUGUAAAUUCAGCUUGUCAUGUGUGGGGAAAGCAAUCAUGGAAGACUGGUGAUUUGUCCAGGAACAACUGGUGGGUAGCGAUGCUUGCAUUUGGAGAGGGGUGGCACAACAAUCACCAUGCAUUUGAAUACUCAGCUAGACAUGGCCUGGAAUGGUGGCAGAUUGACAUGACUUGGUAUGUUGUGAGGUUUCUUCAAGCUAUAGGGUUGGCAACUGAUGUAAAGCUACCAUCUGAGAUGCAAAAGCAAAGGCUGGCUUUCAACAAUUGAAGCAUACGGUCCAUGUGUAACACCACUUCAUGUUGGUGGACUUUCAUGCUAGCUCUUUAGUCUUUUUUAUAAUAGCUCAUGUUUACAUGCGCAUGUAACCAUAGUGAUGUAUACCAUACACAAAGUCAAAUUUGUUCAUUCAUAUUGCUUUCAUUUUUUCAUAGUACAGCGGUAAAAUGAGGCAUGUUUCACA
Molecule: messenger RNA, 1345 nt
Organism: Hevea brasiliensis (rubber tree)
Lineage: Eukaryota; Viridiplantae; Streptophyta; Magnoliopsida; Malpighiales; Euphorbiaceae
Product: palmitoyl-monogalactosyldiacylglycerol delta-7 desaturase, chloroplastic
Exons: 5
Coding region: 1-1152 (383 amino acids)
Biological process (GO): lipid metabolic process
Cellular component (GO): endoplasmic reticulum membrane
Molecular function (GO): oxidoreductase activity, acting on paired donors, with oxidation of a pair of donors resulting in the reduction of molecular oxygen to two molecules of water
Source: RefSeq, a predicted model, not a curated record